AUGGAUACAGUGCAGCUUCUGACGCUCAUCGUCCUAGCCGUUCUCGUCUUCCUAGCCGUCACCCUCCGGCGAAGCAUUACUAGGAACGCCGCCGUGGCUUCCCCAAUCCCGCCCACCAUUGAAGUCACCGACCCGGCCGUCGCCCGGAGCAUGCUCGUCGACCACGCCGAUGUCUUCUCCAACCGCCCGCUCGCGCCCUUCCCCGUCGACUACGACGCCGGGCGGCGCCGCCCCAGCCACAGCAUCAACAUCGUGCCCCACGGCCCGCUGUGGCGCGCGCUCCGGUGCAACCUCAGCGCCGGCGUCCUCCACCGCUCGCGCCUCGGCGUCGUCGCGCCGCUCCACCGGGACGCCGUCGAGGACCUCGUCGCCGGCCUCUCCGCGCAGGGCCAGGGCGGCGGCGUCCUCCUCCGCGACGCUGUCCACACGGCGCUGUACACGAUCUCCGUGCGCAUGUGCUUUGGCGACGGCGUCGCCACGCGCGACGACGUGCGCGCCAUGCAGGACACGCUCAGGGAGUUCUUCGACAACAUCGUGGAGGCCAGGGGCCUCGCGGCCUCGAGGGUGGCGAGGCUCCUGCACUGGAGGCAGUGGCAGCACUUCGGCGGCACGUUCGACCGGCUCAUCGGGCUCUUCCUCCCUCUGGUCGCGGCGAGGCAGCGGCGGCGAUCUCAAUGCGGUUACGGCGGCGGCGGCGGCGACGACGGAGGAACGAUCCGCCCGUACGUCGACUCGCUCCUCGACCUCCGAGUCCCCGACGACGACGUGGACGGCGCGCGCCGCCCGCUCACGGACCACGAGAUGGCGUCGCUCUGGAAGCUCGCCCACCUCGUCGCCGAUCCAGAACUCCAGGACAACCUACACCGGGAGAUCGCCGACGCCGACCAGGGCGAUGGCGCGAUCGCCGACGAGCGCCUCCGCGACCUGCCGUACCUGCGCGCCGUCAUCCAGGAGAGCCUCCGGCUGCACCCGCCGGUCCCGUUCAUCGUGCGCGACGUCGGCGCGGAGGACGGCACGGUGGCGCGCUACACGCUUAUGGUGGCCGACGUCGGGCGGGACACCGGCUCCACCGGCGCGGCGCUUCCGGCCGCCAGCUCGCACGGGUCCAAGAAGGCGACCAAGCUCGUCCCGGCCAUACUGUUGCUGCUGCUCACGGUGGCCGUGCUCGGACGUGGGGACGUUGGGAGCAGAGCAGACGAGAAGAGCAGUGACACGACCUCGCCCGCGAUGAGGAGUCCCGGAGCUCCGGCGAAGGCGCGCUAA
Molecule: messenger RNA, 1263 nt
Organism: Setaria italica (foxtail millet)
Lineage: Eukaryota; Viridiplantae; Streptophyta; Magnoliopsida; Poales; Poaceae
Product: cytochrome P450 89A2-like
Exons: 3
Coding region: 1-1263 (420 amino acids)
Cellular component (GO): membrane
Molecular function (GO): iron ion binding; heme binding; oxidoreductase activity, acting on paired donors, with incorporation or reduction of molecular oxygen, NAD(P)H as one donor, and incorporation of one atom of oxygen
Source: RefSeq, a predicted model, not a curated record